UUAUUAAAAAUCAGCUUCUUUUUAACUAAACAGACGAAAUAGCCAGAAAUAAGAGCAAGUCAGUUGCAUGGUUCGUCUCCAACUGUCACACGCAAUCAAGAAGAGAUGAAUAUGUGGAACAGAUGAAGAAAAUUAUUGAUGUUGACAUUUUUGGGAAAUGUGGAAAACCUUGCCCUACAGGCGACGUACUGUGUUCCCCAGAUAUCCCCGUACAGUACAGGUUCUAUUUGUCUUUCGAGAACAGUUUAUGUAAAGAUUACAUCACGUAAAAGCUUUUCAAAUUGUAUACUCAAAAUACAUUCAUUGUGCCAGUAGUUAGAGGUGGAUCCGAUUACAAUAAAUAUCUUCCAAACAACACUUUUAUAAAUACUGCAGACUUCAGAAGCGCAAGAGACUUAGCUUUAUAUUUAAAGCAGCUAAGUGACGAGCCGGUGGCUUACAGUAAAUAUUUAGAAAACAAAAAUAUGUAUGACUUGAAAAAAGGUUUCGACUUGGGUUGUAAGACCUGCACAUUUUUAAACACAAUGAAACAUGAAGGACGAAUUGAUGAUUUAAAGAAAUGGAUGACUGAUGAUAUAUGUCAUCCACCAACAGAUUUGUAGCACUGGGGAUUUGUUCUUUCAUGAAAGUCAA
Biomphalaria glabrata is the source of this 633-nucleotide messenger RNA. Its product is annotated as alpha-(1,3)-fucosyltransferase C-like. Gene Ontology annotation, molecular function: alpha-(1->3)-fucosyltransferase activity. Lineage: Eukaryota; Metazoa; Mollusca; Gastropoda; Planorbidae. The transcript has 2 exons. The record is from RefSeq and is a predicted model, not a curated record. Gene Ontology annotation, cellular component: membrane.